AUGCUCGCCAACUUGAGGUCCGGCCCACUCUCUGGAUGGCGCCAACUCUUAACACUCCAAACCCUCAUCGGCUACCCAUCCCCAAUAACCAACAGCAAUGGCAAACUCCGCGAAACAGCCUGGCUCGACGGUCUCCGCGGGCUUGCCGCUUUCCUUGUAAUGAUAUACCACUUCAACAUCACCUUCUGGAACACCUUCUACGUGGAAGCGCCCUUCGGCUCCAUCACCAUCCCCGAUGAGAAACUCGGUCUUCCGGGCGGAUGGCAACUUUGGGACUUCUGGAGACUACCAUUUCUGAGAUUAUGGAUGUGUUCCGGUCAUGCGCAAGUCAGUGUGUUCUUUGUGCUGAGUGGGAUCGUGCUGAGCUGGGGGCCGUUGGGCAAUAUUCAAGCCGGACGCGGGGAGAAGGUUCUGGAGUCCUUAGGGAGUGCGACCUUUCGACGCUGGGUGAGGUUGUAUGUGCCGUGCUUUGUGAUUGCGGGGUGGGAGGUUUGCGAGAUGUGGGUUGGGUGGAGAGAUAUGGGGGUUGUAGGGAGGAGAGGCAGCUUUCUGGCGCAGUUUUGGGACUACCUGCAGGCUAACGAACGAUUUGCGAAUCCUUUCCUGAUCAAUCGGGAUGCGAUGAAUGCGAAUCAUGGAUAUGACUGGACAAUGUGGACGAUCCCGUAUGAGUUUUCGGGGAGUAUGUUGGUCUUUGUUGUGCUGUUGGCAGUCAGUCGGAUUAGGGAGUAUGGAAGAAGGACGAUGGUGCUCGGUGGUGUGGUGAUCUAUGCUUGUUUGAGAGCAGAGUGGAACUUCUGGCUUUUUGCCACGGGAAUGCUGAUUGCGAACUAUGUCAGGCAUGCUGGAGGCUUUGAGGAACUGACCAGGAACACGUCAAAGCGGCUGCACGUUACGUGCAUUGUUAUGCUGAUUGUGGGAAUGCUGUUGGCCGGCAUGCCGUCGCAUAGUCAGUUCUACACUCGGCCAGGGUACGAAUGGCUGAGGAGCAUUAUACCUUCGAACUGGCUUGAGAUCGAAGGCGGAACCCGAUUCUGGUGGUGCUGGUCCGGCAUUCUCUUCAUAUUCGGCGCUUGCCAUGUUACUGGAAUCAGGCAGUUCUUCGAGUUCUCAUUCAUGAGAUACCUUGGCCGGGUCAGCUAUAUGCUGUACCUGACCCACCGUAUCGUUCUAAACGUCGCAGGAUCUACACUCAGGUCUGUCGUCUACUCUUUCAUCGGACGGAAAGAUGUUAUCGACGACAAUGCGGAAGACGGUACGAUCUUGCAUCCUCUCUUCACAUUUAUGGGCUACAUCGUGCUGCUGAGUGCGCUUAUACCCAUGUGUCUCAUCGUGGCGCAUUGGACAGAGAUGGGAAUCGACAAACCCAGUACCAAGCUCGCGAGACGCAUCGAUGAUUGGUUCAUUGGCAGUCCCUCAAGAGAGGUCGUGCAUCAGGGUGAGAACGGGAGUCUGCUUCCUUCUCAUACUGAUGCUACCACACAAGCCGCUGCAGAUAUAGAGCUCCUUCAUACAACAAAUAGCGAUACAGUUGCGCCGACGAGCGCUCGAUGA
Messenger RNA from Fulvia fulva, 1554 nucleotides. Its product is annotated as O-acetyltransferase PaAT-1. The transcript has a single exon. NCBI's taxonomy places the organism in Eukaryota, Fungi, Ascomycota, Dothideomycetes, Mycosphaerellales, Mycosphaerellaceae. Gene Ontology annotation, biological process: polysaccharide biosynthetic process. The record is from RefSeq and is a predicted model, not a curated record. Gene Ontology annotation, molecular function: acyltransferase activity, transferring groups other than amino-acyl groups. Gene Ontology annotation, cellular component: membrane. The coding region runs from base 1 to 1554 and encodes 517 amino acids.